Messenger RNA from Hyaloscypha bicolor E, 2018 nucleotides. RefSeq lists its product as uncharacterized. NCBI's taxonomy places the organism in Eukaryota, Fungi, Ascomycota, Leotiomycetes, Helotiales, Hyaloscyphaceae. The transcript is spliced from 8 exons. The coding region runs from base 66 to 1814 and encodes 582 amino acids. The record is from RefSeq and is a predicted model, not a curated record.
GAGAGUCGCGAGUGCGUCUAAGUUAGUUUACCCAGUCUACUGUGCAACAGUGCACCGAUGCAGCAAUGCAGCCAUGUGAACUCGAUCUCUCCUUGGCCGCCGAAAUGCUGCAGCUUGCUGGAUCUGCCUACAUUCCGUAUGGAACUUGUCAAGUCCUCGACCAUCACCUUACUCCUCUACGCCACCUAUUUGCCCACCUUUCUCAUUUUUCGCCACGUUUCUCAUUCCCACCAACCACGGAACCGCCUUUUCUGCAGGCCCCCUACGCCAGCGGAACUUCAGAGGAGAGUACAAUCAAAAAAUUGCGCGCCAAGUGUUUCCCUGGCUUGCUCAGCCGCACCAAAGCUGAGUACUGUCGUGUUUGCUGUGUUGGUCCACUCCCCGCUUCCAGUUCUCAAGCGUCGAGCUCUGUCAUUUCCCUGGAGCGUCGUGUUUUUCGACCAUUACAUCCAUCUUACAAUUUUUGUCGAAACCGAGUCAAUCUUGAGAGUUUCAAGGCAAUAUUGCUAUCACAAGUGUUAACACUACUGGCUACGGCGCUGCUGAGCGCAGCACAGUCUGCUACCACCGGUUCGGCCGUGCCUACACAUACUGUUGCCGUUGGAGUGGACCCUCACAAGUUCACUCCCAAAGAAGUCAAUGCUAGUAUUGGCGAUAUAAUUGAGUUCCGAUUCUAUCCCACAAACCACUCUGUCGCACGUGCGGAAUACCUCUUGCCAUGUAUCCCUUAUGAAGUCACCGGUAUAAAUAAAGUUGGUAUUUGGAGUGGCUUCAAACCCAUCUUUGUCGUUGGCAUCGAUCAACCCCAGUACCAAGUUCGCAUUAACGACACUCAACCAUUGUUCUACUAUUGUGGGGCUCCAGGAGCCUGCUUAGUCGAUGGGAUGGUGGGAGUAAUCAACCCAAAUGCAACCCAAACCUGGGAAGUUCAACACGCAUUCGCAUUAAACGCAACUCAAAUGUUUGUUCCAGGCGAAUACUUCUCCCCAGAGGGCACGCCAACUGGUUCUCCUACGACAUCGGCCACAACCCCAUCUUCAACUACAUCCUCUCUCACUGGCAUCCCCACACAAACAACGGUGGUGGUAUCUCCUGGAACGCCGAGUGGCCUUUCUACUGGUGGGAUAGCCGGAAUUGCUAUUGGGGCUGCCACUAUUGCUGUGCUGGCGGGUGCAUUAUUCUAUCUGUAUGGGCGACAGAGAACAAUGAAAGAGGUUUUACAGAACUCACAGAAUGGGCCGGGGUUCACCGGCAGAGGGAGUUAUCUUUCCGGACUUGGGAAUCCAAUGUCUCAAUACCCUUUCAUUGACCACAAAUUACCAACUACUAAUACUCAGGAAAAUUCAUCUGAUGGCCGUGAUCGAUAUUCUGGCGUAGGCCAAAUUGAUGGCCAUCACAAUCGUAGUAACCCGCCAGACUCUGAAAGUUACCGCUCUCGCUCUCCGCCCAUUGAUGACCGUGAUCGCGACAUGCAGAUCCCGCCCCUGAAUAUGAUUUCCACGGGUGGUGCCCAGAGCCCUAAUUCCCCACAGGACUACGAAAGACGGCACGAUUCCAUUAACGGCGCUUAUUUAUCACCCACCCCAAGGGGGCACUUGCCAGAAGGGGAGGAAGAGCAGGCUUUUCGUCAGCGUGACUCCGAGUUGCGUACGGAUGAUGUUCCUGCCAUGCAGAGAGUCCCAAUUGCGGGCUCCCAAGGGGCAAAUAUGACUAGAGUUGGCGUACAUGAAAUGCCCGCCCCAUCCCUGAAUUCGAGUGGGGUAAGUUCAUAUAAGCCACCUGGCCAGAUAGACACCCGGCCGGGAGGUUAUUAAGAUUAGAUAAGGAACAAAUGUGGAGUUUGUAGUACUAGUAAUACUGGAAUCUGAUAGUAUGAAAGGAUUAUAUCCAUUCAUUAUGGUGACAAGCCCUGCAAGACAAAAGAACAAGACUUCGCUGAAGAAUUUCAGAGCCUUUUGGUCCUGGUAUUCAAUAUCAAAUGUCUUUGUCAAACAUAAAUAAGAAUAACUUGCGUUGUU